Messenger RNA from Verticillium nonalfalfae, 789 nucleotides. RefSeq lists its product as uncharacterized. The record is from RefSeq and is a predicted model, not a curated record. Bases 1 to 789 code for a protein of 262 amino acids. Lineage: Eukaryota; Fungi; Ascomycota; Sordariomycetes; Glomerellales; Plectosphaerellaceae. Gene Ontology annotation, molecular function: ATP hydrolysis activity; ATP binding. The transcript is spliced from 2 exons.
AUGGGUUUACGAGAACCAGCUCGCGGCAUGCUUCUUUUCGGCCCUCCUGGCACUGGCAAGACGAUGCUUGCUCGGGCGGUCGCAACAGAGUCUCGAUCAACGUUUUUCUCAAUCUCCGCCAGCAGUCUCACGAGCAAGUAUCUCGGGGAGUCAGAAAAGCUGGUUCGCGCACUUUUCUCCCUGGCGAAGGAACUGGCCCCUAGUAUUAUCUUUGUCGAUGAGAUUGAUUCCCUCCUCUCCCAGAGAUCAGGUUCGGGCGAACACGAGGCAACGCGACGCAUCAAGACGGAAUUCCUGAUCCAGUGGAGCGACCUACAACGUGCAGCAGCCGGUAGGGCACCUGACGAGUUGGACAAGUCUCGUGGAGAUGCGAACCGUGUUCUGGUUCUUGCUGCUACUAAUCUCCCUUGGGCUAUCGACGAAGCUGCACGUCGACGUUUUGUUCGACGUCAAUACAUUCCCCUUCCUGAGCCAGAGACGAGGUCUACGCAGCUCAGAACGUUGCUAAGUCAGCAGAAACAUGGCUUGUCAGAUCAUGACGUCGAAGAAUUGGUCAAACUCACGGAUGGCUUUUCGGGCUCUGACAUCACUGCCCUAGCAAAAGACGCAGCGAUGGGUCCUCUAAGGUCGUUGGGCGAGGCACUCCUGCACAUGACGAUGGACGACAUUCGUCCUAUAUCUAUAAUUGACUUCAAGGCUAGCUUGACAAACAUUCGGCCUAGUGUCAGCAAGACUGGUCUUAAGGAGUACGAGGACUGGGCGCAGGAGUUCGGUGAACGGGGUGGGUGA